UGCCGUAUCACCUGCACGCGACCCAAUGACGCGGAGCGAGCACCUGAUGACGUCACCGGCCACCUUGUUCCUGUUUGGCUCGAGGUGCUAGCCGUCGCUAGCCGUCACCAAAGUGGCGACAGAAAUGUGGGCAUCGUGUUGUCAUUGGCCGUGCUCGGACUCGGCGGAUAGCGAGGCCGGCGGAGCCGACCCGCACCCUCGCUCCUACACCAAUUCUGCCUUCAGCGGCCAGCCGACCCCGCCCUGUGAACAGCAACAACACGUCUGUAAAGCUUGCGGGCGCCGCCUGGACACGCCCACCACCAAGCACGUGUGCGCCGAUUGCAAAGAGAACUACUGCGGCCGCUGCUCCGCCCAGUCGGAGCCCCGCCCUCGCCUGUGUCACACCUGCCGGCGUUUCUACGGCAACCUGCUGCAACGCGCCGAGCUGAUGAAGCUCAAAGUCAAAGAGCUGCGAGACUACCUGCACCUGCACCACGUGGCCACGCACCUCUGUCGGGAGAAGGAGGAGCUGGUGGAACUGAUCCUGAGUCAGCAGUCCUUGCCCUCCGAAAGCCCCGAGCGCGAUCCAGCCGUGGCCUCUCCAUCGCCAGACACCCAACGGAGCCCCGGGCUCGACCUCCCCGACCGGACCCCGGCGGACCGGACCCCGGCAGACGGGACUCCUGCGAGCGCCUCCGAAGAUGCCGAUCCCUUGGAGCGGAACCGGGACGGGGAUCAGGUUCAGGAAUGGGACGUCGGGGACCCCGAGGACGUCCAGGACGCGGCCGGCCGCCGGGCGUCGCUCUCGGACUUGGCGAGCGAGGACCAGGUGGAAUCUCUGAGUGUGCGGCAGCUGAAGGAAAUUCUGGCCAGGAACUUUGUCAACUUCAAAGGCUGCUGCGAGAAGUGGGAGCUGAUGGAGAGAGUGGCCAGACUCUACCGGGACCACCACGCCAACAGCGGCGAGGACGACGGCGGCGGUCCGACGGGGUCCGACCAGAACCUGUGUCGCAUCUGCAUGGACGCGGCCAUCGACUGCGUCCUGCUGGAGUGCGGCCACAUGAUCACGUGCAGCAAGUGCGGCAAGCGGAUGAGCGAGUGUCCCAUCUGCCGCCAGUUUGUCAUCAGAGCCGUCCACGUCUUCAGAUCCUGACGCAGGUACCGCACGAGCGCGGGUCAGGCGCUCUUACUUCCAAGGAGCCGUCGAGCGCGCCGACCGAUCGCUGGGGUUUACGUGUCGUGGCGGCAAAAUGCAUAGCUGACCUUGACGCACGCGCUGGACAAUGUGGCGGCACUCUCUUUAGUGUGAAUGGGAGGAUCAAAUCUUGGUGUGUUUUCUUUUUUUUUCUUUUCUACCCGGCUUCACGUGUAAAAAGACACUUCUUCUGCAAAUCAAAAAUUUGACAU
Molecule: messenger RNA, 1389 nt
Organism: Syngnathus acus (greater pipefish)
Lineage: Eukaryota; Metazoa; Chordata; Actinopteri; Syngnathiformes; Syngnathidae
Gene: rffl
Product: ring finger and FYVE-like domain containing E3 ubiquitin protein ligase
Exons: 6
Coding region: 125-1135 (336 amino acids)
Biological process (GO): negative regulation of extrinsic apoptotic signaling pathway via death domain receptors; protein K48-linked ubiquitination; proteasome-mediated ubiquitin-dependent protein catabolic process
Cellular component (GO): plasma membrane; cytoplasm
Molecular function (GO): ubiquitin protein ligase activity
Source: RefSeq, a predicted model, not a curated record